GUGUGUAUAAAACGCUUCCCUUCAUCACAUCAAAAUUCAUUCGCUCUUCGUCACCGUGAGAACAAGAGGGAUCAGUUUUCCGACAACCCAUUCCUGAACUAUUGGUUGAGCAAAUCAGCAAAAGGGAGAACUAACUGCUAGCAGAGAAAAUGGCCAUGGUCAAUGGAGUGAAAUCAUGCGCAAAGCUGCUGAAGUCAUCAGAAUCAUUGUUGGUGAAAUCAGCUAAUAGAGGGUUUCACUCAACUGGUGUGAAGAGAAUGGGAGGACAUGCUCAUGGACAUGAUGAACCAUACUAUUUGCACGCCAAGCAUAUGUACAACUUGGACAGGAUGAAACAUCAGAAGCUGACCAUGACGCUUGCAGUACUCACUGCAUUCAGCAUUGGUGUGGGCGUUCCAAUCUUUGCAGUCGUCUUUCAGCAAAAGAAGACGGCCUCUGGAUGAUGAUUGAAAGAACGUGCGUCAAUUCGUCUUGCAGCCCGCAUCCUCUCGUUCGUUUUCUUAAUUCUGUAUAAACCCUCCUUUCAAAUGCACAGAAACUCAGAACCUGGAUUCUGUUUUUGCCAAUAAGUCUUUUCAUCAACAUCCCAUUAUUGGAUAUUUUUGUUAAAUUAUGUUUGUUCCAAAGAUCUCUUUGAUCAUUUAGAUUUCUCUCCCU
Cucurbita moschata (crookneck pumpkin) is the source of this 657-nucleotide messenger RNA. RefSeq lists its product as uncharacterized. Lineage: Eukaryota; Viridiplantae; Streptophyta; Magnoliopsida; Cucurbitales; Cucurbitaceae. Bases 150 to 443 code for a protein of 97 amino acids. The transcript is spliced from 3 exons. The record is from RefSeq and is a predicted model, not a curated record.